Lates calcarifer (barramundi perch) is the source of this 1966-nucleotide messenger RNA. It is a transcript of the gene mkrn4, whose product is annotated as makorin, ring finger protein, 4. The transcript is spliced from 8 exons. Gene Ontology annotation, molecular function: ubiquitin protein ligase activity; metal ion binding. Bases 69 to 1208 code for a protein of 379 amino acids. NCBI's taxonomy places the organism in Eukaryota, Metazoa, Chordata, Actinopteri, Centropomidae. Gene Ontology annotation, biological process: protein polyubiquitination. The record is from RefSeq and is a predicted model, not a curated record.
CGUUUCUAUUGGCUCGUUGCUAAGUUAAUUGGUAAAACCAACCGGCUGUAAACUAUUUAGAUGGUGGGAUGGAGGGCGCUUGGCGGCACGCUCAAAACACAUGGAGGAUGGACUCGGGCCGUGGUGGAAGUAUUUGUAGGCAUUUCAUAAAUGGCUCUUGCAGAUUUGGUCCAAGGUGUAAUUAUCGACAUGAAUGGCCAGUUAUACCGUCAACUCAAAUAUGUAGAUACUAUCAGAAAGGUGGAUGCUGGUAUGGUGAACGCUGCAGGUAUCUCCAUGUCCUUCAACCUGGCAUUGAUGCAGCUAUUGCAGGUAGAAGAGGCUCAGUGCCUAUAGCCUCUUCCUCCUCCGGUGCGGCUCGCGCUCCACCUGACAGAAGAGGCUCGGAGCCCGCCCUUCUGCAGGCUGAGGUGAUGUCAAGGCAGGAAUGCAGCAGAUCAGCGACAUCAGACGAUAUUUCAAACACUCAAUACAACAUUGGGAGUCUGGCAUCAUGUAUUACUGAAGAACAAUCACAAGAUAAAGAUUCUCUUCUAACUGCUUCUUGGGAGUCACUCCAAAGUUCAGACGUCGCUCAGGCAGGUGCAUGUGUUGGAAUAAAUGAGCAGCAGACCUCUUCAGCUGAGACAACAGAGGACGGGGCUACUGCUGCGACCCCUAGCACCCAUGGGAAAGAGGAGGAAGUGGAGGCCUUCCUCCAGAGUAAAAAUGUGGCCUGUGGCAUCUGCAUGGACAAGGUGUACGAAAAGACAGAUCCAAGGAACCAUGUUUUUGGAAUCUUGCCAAACUGCAGCCACUCCUUUUGUUUACAAUGCAUCAUGACCUGGAGGAAAACAAAAGACCUUGGGCCGGACGUGGUAAAGAGCUGCCCACAGUGCAGAGUGAGGUCUGCCUUUUAUGUGCCGAACAAAUACUGGGUUGAAGGACAAGCAAAGGAGAGUCUAAUUGCUGCCUUCAAAGAGAAAUGCAGUAAGAAAAGCUGUAGCUACUAUGCACGACACAGAUGCUGUCCCUUCAAAACAGAGUGCCUUUAUCGACACGAUAAACCUACACGUCGCAGAUCAUUUCCGUAUCCUGCAGAAGAUGACGACUACGAUGGUGUAGAUCUGCUAAGUUUUUUCAUAGCCAUGACCCUCCUCGGUGGUGAAGAUGAUGACGAUGAUGACUUUGACUUUCCUUUUUACCUGACUGAGGAGUAUGGUUUCUGAGCUUUUUCUUUCUAUUUUUUUGUCAGUGCCUGAAACCACUGAAUGGGGCCUCAACUGUAUAUAAUUAUUGGUCCCAGGAGAACACAUAGCUGUGUUUUGACCCCUCUGUCCUCUUUGUAUUAGUAUUGAAACAACUUUUGAGUAGCCGUGAUCAGGGAUAUCACCCAUGACACCAUGGGGUGUCAAGUGUGUUCAUAUUUUUAUUCAGUCAGAUUAAAGCAGGUAGUUCAAGAGAAUCUGUGAAAAUACCUCCUGUCAUCUGGCUGGAAAUUUAGAAUGUGUACAUUUACCUCUCUGUGGCACAUGGUGUGUUAUCCCUCCUCUAGAUAUAAGCAAAGCAGAUAGAAAUUCAAGAUAUGUCCCAUCUCUAAUGAUUUUCUGUUUAAUCUGGCCUUCUACCUAAGGGUUUAUUUUACCCUCCCAUGGCCAUAGUGCUUCAAAUGUGUUGCAGAUUGUUAAUUUAACCUCUCUACUGAUUAACAUGAGUGCUCAUUUCCGACUUGUAUCCUAGCAGUUUACACCAUUUUGAUAUUUUAAAGUGUUGUGUGGAUGGUAGUUUUAAUUGUCUAAAAAUGAAAAGUGUACUGUACCCCCUCUCCUAAGGUCAACUACUGAUCAUACCUGCCUCAUGUGAUGGGAAUGACGCCUUUUUCCUGGUUUUGGCAAGAACACAAAUGUUAAGAUUUUAUUUCUUUUAAACAAGUUGUACUUGUACACAGAAAAUAAAACAUUGCUUCACACUUUGUCUCACUGAAAAA